AUGCGAAAAGGUGAACCUCUACUACAUUUUCGACAAGCAUUUGUUUUUGAUAUGGCCCAGACUGAAGUAACGCCACGCCGAAUAAUUCCAGAGGAAGAGGUGUAUCGGCAGGUGUUUGAUGCUGAGGUAAGAAUCUUCCUUGUCAACCCUAGUUUAAUUUUUUGCUACCAUUGGUCAUCUCUUUUGAGACUGCUACAUGUAUCAGGGCUCAGCCUCUUUCUUACAUGCUGUUCUCGUGGAUUAUAAGCUUAUUUAAACCUAUGAUGGUUAAACGAUACUUCACUAUUCAAUGUAUUGCUGGCUUUAAAAGCACGGAGCGAAAAGGUAAGCUUGCAUGCUUUCAUUCAAGAUGGUUACGUUGCAGCAGUACUUUGCAGCAUGUACAUGUAUUAGUACAAAUGAUUUGUGACACUAUCCUGGCCGUUUUAGGGUCUGUGGUUGUUUAUUCACCUUAAAAUCUAUUAAUAUUUAUGUUCUAGUGUAUAAAAGAAUUAUUCUGUAGUUAAAAAUCAUGGUAUUUUCCAAUGUUUACGUAUCGGUAGAUUAGCUAUAUAUAUAUAUGGUCGAUGUUCGAUGUUCAUCCUUUUCGACUGCUUCUAUAAGUAUAUAAAAGAUAGGGACUUGAAAGGGAAAUCCGGCAAAAAAUGUCAAUAAGUAUCUAGUAAGGCCAAGUGACACUCAAAACUUUAAGUUUGGUUCUCAUUGACUGACCAGACUGAUCAGAGCACACCAAUGAUCUUAAACUCAUGAUUUCCUUGUGUUAAUGAACUCACACCCUUAAGUUUAAAUAUGAAAUUGUAUUUUUAUUUUGACAAAAAAAUAAUUUUUUACUGUGUCGCUUGACUGCAUCUGCUGUUUUACUUUAAAACUUUCCGCUACAGCUGUAUAUGAGUUAAUUUUAUAAAAAAUUUCGGAUGUAAGGCGCUAGAGUAUCAUUGGUUGAAAGAGCGUGCUCUAUCAGAGUACAUAACGCGGAGCUAUAAAGCUAAAGCUGUCACAAUUUUUGCCAAUUUGAACUAUGUCAACCAUUUCUCGGACUUCUAUCUAGCUUUCUUUCAUCAAUUGAAAGUAAAAUUUCAGAACAAGGCAGCCGGCAAGUAGCAACAGUCAAGAACCAAACAAAGGUUUGUAAACAUACCAAGCACUGUAUUUGAUGUUAUUAUAAUGUGAGCAGAGAUGAAAAUCCUCAAAGAGAAAACAAAAUGAACAGUUAAAUUUUUAAAUGGUUUUCAUGCUUAGUCAGGUUUUAAGCUUACGUAUAAUAAUGAAAAUCAAACAUAGCUAACACCUGUGUAAUAUAUACAGUUUGGUGUUCAAAAAUGAAAGAGAAAAAAACAGGAAUGGGCGACUGAGAUCAUACUGAGGUCCUUCAUGGUAAUUUCCAGUCAUCCACAGUCAUCCAGUCAUCACUGUCCUUCAAGUGAACAACUAAGAGCUAAUGCUCUAAUAUCCUUUCCAUUGCCUUAAGUGGAAGGCCACCUCAGUCACAGCAGCCAGGUUUUUUUAUACUGCCAUUUUGAACAAUCUUCAUGUUCCUGUGAAUUUGACUGUUGUUCAUUCAUAAAACACAUACCAUAAGCAGUUUGUUUUCUAAUUGUCAUGUGAAAAAACAUGCAUGUUUUUAAGAGCUGUAAUUCGGUCGCAUUUCAUUAUACAUUUCAUUUUCAGCUGUAUUAAGACCAAAAACUCAGGCAAUAGUGUUAAACUCCACCUGCCAAACUUUUUCAGUUUGUUGACUAUUGCAGAUUGUGAACUUUGAUGAUUUGACAUUUUUGACAGCCCUACUCUUGUUCAACCAAUCAGAUUAUUUGAACCAUUCUAACCAUGCUGACAACUCUGUUGUUCGCUUUGGAAAUAAAGUUUGUUUUGAAAUUUAAAGUAAUAUGUGGGUAGUUUUAUGGAUUUUUCAUGUUAAAACAAAUAGAGAAGCCUUGCCUGUGCUCUGUUCUGUUAUAAAGCACUUGGAAAGCAGCUAGAGCACUCAAGAAGUGGAGAGAAACACUUGACUACAUCUUGUGUUUGUUCUUAUACUUCUUUCACACUCUACCCACUUCCUGUGUGCCUUACAGCAGAACAGAGCACAUUCAAGGCUUCUCCAUUUGUUAAACAGAACACACAAUGCCAUGUGAAAAGAGUUUACAACUUCUUGUUUUGUGAUUAACAACAAGAAACAAUGGCACAUGCUGAGAGAAGACAUAAUUCUUAAUGCAACCCUACAUUGUUGAAACCUAACAAUAUACUAAGUGGAGCAGUCUUUGAAUAUCUGCUGUGCUCUAUAGCCAACCAAUACUUUAUUAUCAGUUUAAUUUAGAUUGCUCACAUAAAUGUAGUUUCCAGCCAAUGGUUAAUUUCCCUGAAGCUAUUAACAUUUUGGUUAGCAAAUAUAUUUGUAAUUUUUUUUGGAGCAAGAGAGAGACUUCAUAACUCCAUUUAGUAAGUUUCACCCUUGAAUGCUGUUAACUUUCUGGCUAGGUAAGCCUUGUGAAAGCACUGGAAAACGAAAAGUUACCAUCCAAACCCAGGUCUGCACCUCUGUUACCUCUGGUCAGGGAAUCUAGAGCUGUUACUGGUCAUGGUAUUCUAACAAACCGGCAAAAGAGAUGGAUGCAGGGCCGGCCAAAUGAGAGUAGCAUAGAGAAUCCUGUGCAUUUCAAGUAAGUCAUAAAAAAUACCUACAAUGAGAAAGGAGAAUAAACUUAAUAAAAAUAAAGGAUGUUUACAAGGCUGCAAUUUUGAAUAUAGUGGUUUGAAUAACCUUGAAAACCCUUUUAAUUUCAGGUAGACUCUGUCUACCUAUCAUAAACAGUUUUUUUUUAACCUGUAUGACCUGUUGUGCUACAAGUAAGUAUCCACUCAAUGUCUGGGUAAUUGAUUGACAGUGAUUGUCACUCCCAGACCAUCUAUGCCUAAUGUUUAAUUGCUGUCGAUCAAGUCAAACAAGCAGUUUAUUUAGACCUUCAUGACAGCACAUAGGUUCUACCACCAAGGUAAAGAUGAUGCAUGCACAUAAAAACUUGGUUUCAGUUAACAGAAGUGUUCAGUAGUUCAUUAUUAAUAAUGUAUUAUUUAAAUAAAUGUAAUUGAUUUUAGAUAUGCAGCUCUUGAUGCCAUACAGAAUACUUCCAAACCAGAUAGCUAUUUUGAUGCUCUUGAAGUCAGAGGGCUUCCAGAUACACCAAGUACGUAAUUAUUGUGGAUGGUACCGUCAAUGUAAAUACAUCGUAAAUGUUUUCAGUAAUUUCAGAUUGUUUCAGCUUCUUUAUACUAUGCAAGAAAUGAUCGGAAGUAAUUUCUGAUUGAUAACUGUUGCCAUAAAUUUAUUCAACUUUUAUUCCCCCUUUUUUGCCUUUAGAAACAACUUACAAGAAGACAAAUAUCAUUGAGAGACUAGAGGCAAGCAGAAAGGAAAGGUGAGAUGAAUUUUGAUGCAGCAGUUGUGCUGUUCUGAUUAUUUCAUAUAUAUUUACCCUAGCCAGUGAUUACCUUUGAAAGCAAUAUCAUGUAAUGUUCAAUGGUUUCACAUUUUUAUGUUUCUUCCAUUUGGCGCUAAAAUUUACUCAAUGACAGAUAUUUUUGUGCAGACAGUCUCUGCUCUGAGACAGGAAGGUGAACUGAAGGCAAAGUUAGAAGAAGCAGUACGAGCUCUCAGAAACAGAUUAUGGUCAAGAAAAAAUGUACAAAUUCUAAGCCACUUGAAGGCUUUUGUGUCUAUUCUUUGCAUAUUAUUUAGCACUUGGAUAUUCCCCAUUUAAGCUAGGGAAUAAUUAUUUAGUCAUGUUUCACAAUAAAAGAUCAAUCUCAUUCAAGUAAAAAUCAUUGAUGGAUUAUAAAUCACUAUUUUUUAAAAAAAACUUUCCUCUAUAUUUAAGACAUGAGUCAUAUUUGGAAGAUAUGUAUCAAGAGUUUGGAGUCAUCAAUGCUGUAAGUAGAUACAUGUACAUGAACAUGUAAACACCACUUGUUAAUCAUAGUCUUUGUAAAAAAUGAUUGAUUGUUUUUUGUGCACAGAGACAGUGGGUGGUUAACCAUUGUUGUUGGGAGCAAAUUAUAAUAAUAACACUGAUGAGAUUAAUGUAGAGGGAUCAAUGAUUGUGUAUAUUUCAUGAAACAUGCUAGUAUAACAGUUACAAAGUUUCUACAGUGAUGAGUUGGAGGUGGAUUUGUUUUGCAAUUUUAUGUUGGUGAUCAGCAUGUAUGUAAUAGGUCUGCUUGAAUUUAAUAGAAGUCAAGCUGAGAGUUAGCAGCUUCAAUACUUUUUCACUGCUGCAGAAAAUACCAGUACUGUAAAUCACGCAAACUUUAGAUCUUCUAAGCCUAGGCACUGUAACAGCAUGGCAGAAACACUUACUUACUUACUGCCCAUCACCCCUCUUGGCAUGUAAAGGGUAGCCAGGAAAUCUUUCCAUUUGUUCCUAUCCUGAGCCCACUUCUGGAUUUUCCCCCAUGUUUUAUGUAUGUACUUUAUCUCUACCUCAACUGUCCACCACAAAGUUGUUCAAGGUCGGACUCUCUUUCUCUAUCCCUCUGGUGUCAGGUAGAUGGCCACACUUGCAAUGCUGUCGGGUACUCUCUGAAGGACAUGCCUGAACCAUCUCCAUCUUUGUUUUUAAAGGAUGGUUUUCAUAUAUCUUUAAGUUGGCAGUUCCCUAGUAGCUCUUGACUGGAGAUGGAAUACUGACAACCUUCUAAGAUCGGCUUCCCUCGUAUGACAUAACAGAAACAGCAGUGGAAGUAACUCUAUGGGCUUAUUAGACCUCAUAUUAUUUCGUUAAAUUUCUUUUCAGGAACUGGAACCACGCAUUCUUGAAUCAUGUGAGAAUUUAAAAGAGCAUUUGCUUGAAAAUGAUACAGGUAACAGACUUGUUUUGAGUGAUUUAAGGCCAAAUGUUUGGUUAUUACCUUUCAAGGCGCUAAAAAGAAUCAAGGAAGUUUUUGCAUCUUACUUUUUUUCCCAUGAUUCUGUGCCAAAAUAGUGAUAAAUAACCGUUUUGCUGUAUUUAGUUCUAAGAAAGAUUUUUUUUUUUAUUUGCUGGUACUGUUAAGUGUUAGGAAUUUUAAAAGACCUCGAAAUAGGUUGUUAACUGUGACUUUUCGUUCUGUCACAGAAAUAGAGCAGCUGCUACAAACAAUCAAAAGUGAUGAUGUAAGUACAACGGUCAAUUUGUACAAAAUGAAUGACUUUUUUUCUCAUUCGUAACCUCACAGCGAUGGUAUAAUUUUUAUGUCUAUGUCUACAGAUAAUUCCCAAUGUACAGAAAACUGUCUCUUAUCUUAGAAAAAAUUUCUGGUUCAUUGCAGGACCUGUUGCUUCACAACCUGUCUGACUUGGAGGAACUGUGGGAUUCCAUUUCCGGACAUUCCGUUUGUCGUCAAACAUGGAUUAGAGAGUUGGAUGCUAUUCUGGAACAGGUGGAGAACGACAGGGGUAAUUUGGUGAGUAUCUAAUUCAAACAGACAAUAUGAUACGUAGUAUGAGUAAGCUCGGGUCUUUCCAGGUGAGAAAAUAUUUGGCUGAAGGCGUAAUGGUCCUCUGUAAAUCAGCAUGUUAUCAUAUGACCGCCGUCUGUCCUCUUUCUUCCUUUCUGCUGGCGGGGCCGCACGUUUCCAUACCUUAAAAUCAGCAUCUACUGCGCACUCUAAGAAUAUGCCAAGGGAAACUCUGAACUGUUUUUACACUGGAAUCAAAGUCAGUUCCAAUAAUUUAUUAGUUUUAUUGAUAUGUAGUGUUUCUCCCUCUCUGAUAGAUUCGCGAGACUCUUAAAAGUUACAACAAAGUUCUUGAGCGAGUAGCGCACCUGAUGCCACCUGAUGUACACAGGUUACUUGAGAGAGAAGCUCAACGCGUUAACUCUACUAUUCUGAUGAACAGGAGAGCAUAUGCUGACCUCACUUCUCAUUUACUGAGUGGUAAUUUCUACGAGUGAUAUUUAGGGGAGCGUUAGCUCAAUUAACUCUCCUGUGUGCGUAUAUCUACCCGUAUAAAGACCACAGAAAUUACUCUAUUCAGUUUCCUCUUGCAAAAAGAUCUCAGCAGACGCGUUACGCCUGUCGCAUGUAUUGGCGGUCAAUUUUAAUACAAAAUUCAGAUCGAAUCACGCUGUAAUUGUACUUGAAUUUAGUUAGGAAUACUCAAAUAAACAACUGAUCUUCUCCCGGUAGCUAAGUUUUUUUUUUUCCCAAUGAAAAAUUCUUGAUUUGGGUGUAUUAAAAGUAGAUCUGUUGAAGUAGAGCUGUCAUUUUAAGUAAAACCUUUCUAUGAUUGUUAAUUUUUAAGCUGAUGUUGAACGUGAGAGGCAGUGUUACAUCUCCUGGCAGAGAAGGGUGGAAGACUGGAGGCAACUGAAAUGUGAAGUGGCCAUACAGACAUUUGAGUAAGUCAGCAUGACUAGCGACUCAUCUCUAGUCGCAAGAGAAGAUGGUGACUAAUUUUUUUUUUAUUUUUUAUUUAUUUUUUCAUCAGUUUUUAUCGUGGGCCAUGCCAGACCCUGAAGUGUAGACCAUCAGUUUCCUUAAAACAAAAAUGCACGCUUACCACAAAGAAAAGUAGAAAGUUACUUUUUUGAAAAGAAAAAGACAAAAAGAGAUCUUUUACCUCUGACAUGACUCUGUUAGUUGUUUUUCCGUUUGGUUAAAUAUUUUAACUGUGAGGUUGAGCUGUGGCUAUAAGAUACGUUCGGUACAUUAGUUCAUUAGCGGCAGAAUCAUGGCAAACCCUAAAGGGCGAGUUACCAUUGCAUUUCCUUGAAAAACUUGAACAACUUAUCUUUUCAGCGAGUUCAUGCAGAGCCCAGCGAUUAAAGAUCCGCCAGACCUUAAAAGGAAGAUGCAGUUUUUCACUACAGAACAACAGACAUUAAACAAGAAGCGAUUGGAUCUCCUGGAAUCGCUAAGGUUUGUCAAGUGACUAAGUGACUCGGUGGAAUUAUUGAUUUACUUUUUCCACGCACUUGCUCCUCAAUGUCGUGUUUUGAAAUUUACUUUUAUAAUUAAUGAAGAACUUGAUUAAUACUCAACCGCUCACUUGAAUCCUUGCCACAUUUACUGUUUCAAACGCUCUUUAUUCUUGAUUCUUUCCGUGCAACUCUCAGUUGCGAAACAGGCUUGCUAACGGAGCACAAAUGUCAUUUAAAAUGUUCACUGUUCAUGCCCCGUGCGUUUUUUGUAGCACCUGUUUUCAUUGUUUCAUUCUGAUUUGGCCACUUUUUUCAUACAGGAAUAUGAGGCCUCCUAACUCCACUAAAUCUGCUGUUUAUCAGUGGAACACUGGACUGACAGACAUAUGCCGUCAACUUGGUAUGUUCAUUCUAUAGUCUAUUUUUGAUUGGAUGUUAUAAAGCCAAAAUGAAAGGAAUUCAAAACGACCAAUCAGAACAAAGAAAAAUGACUUAAGGAGCCAAUGAGAAGUCAAAGUGAAAACAAGAAAACUGCCUCAGGCACAGGAGAACGUGAGAGAACAAUUCUUAUUAGGUUGUUGUUUGCUUCUGGUUGGUUGAUCUAGUUGAGGAAAAAGCAGUGCAAUAGCGGAUUACGUUCGACACUCAAUAGAAAAUUUCUCUUCCUGCAUUAAUUGAAUGUUACCUCUAUGGAACUUACAUUAAUAAGUAGAUUUAUCUUUGUGGUUUUUACUUUCUUCGUUUCUUGUCAAGAUCAUUGUCACUAAAGAUUCCAUGGAACAUGGCAGCUUAAAUUCGAUAUCCUUUUUUAUCCAAUUUUUUUUACUAUUGCAAGCGUUGUGUUUCUUUCAAACUCUUCGGGAUUAAGAAGUUUGGCGAUUGGUUUCUUCGUUUACUUGAUGCAAAAGCGUUUCCAGUAAACCAGCUCAGAAUAUUAGGUUUUGCACCUUUCACGUCUCACACCUCCUCUUUUUUUUUUGUUCUGUGCUUACAGAGGAAGUCCAUGCCAGAUACAAAGACAUUAUACAAAGCGAGUAUGAUCGGGUUAUCGACCAAUGCAUGGAGGAAGUCAACCGUGUCAAGGUUUGCUAA
Pocillopora meandrina is the source of this 7985-nucleotide messenger RNA. Lineage: Eukaryota; Metazoa; Cnidaria; Anthozoa; Scleractinia; Pocilloporidae. The record is from the annotation of a GenBank genome assembly.